Lachancea lanzarotensis is the source of this 2598-nucleotide messenger RNA. RefSeq names its product LALA0S07e04544g1_1 (gene BNI4). NCBI's taxonomy places the organism in Eukaryota, Fungi, Ascomycota, Saccharomycetes, Saccharomycetales, Saccharomycetaceae. The transcript has a single exon. The record is from RefSeq and is a predicted model, not a curated record. Bases 1 to 2598 code for a protein of 865 amino acids.
AUGUCCAGCUACCAGGUUAAGUCAGGCCAUGACAGUGACAGCUACUUCAACGAUUCGUUUUAUUCGUCAAACUCCAUUGACAAUUCUGAUCAUGCACGCAACUUUCGAAACUCUGUAAUACUACCGGAGAUGUCGAGAGACACCAGUUACGAUUCUGGGUUGAGACUUCCAAAUGCAGAGAAUAUGCACGAAUUUGAAGAUUUUCAUGAAGCCAACGACCAUUCUAGUGCCCUUUCAGACGUGGAAGAGACAGAGACAAAAACUCUAAAAGUGACAGCUUCGCCUUCCUUGAGUGCACUUUCAGGUAUUUUGACCGACAAAACUCGUAGAGUGGAAAACCGCAUGAGAAAUAGUACGCUAUUAGAGCAAUCGAUACGAGAAGAAAGUCCGUCUCUCAAGAGUGAUUCCGAGGCGUUGGUCAAAGAAUCACCAAAUCUAAUCGACUUUGACGGAUCAAAUGAAGGCAAUUUUGCGAGAUUCAAGCAAGAAUAUAAACAAGAUGCAGUGCAGGAGCAGCCCGAUUUUCUGAUGACCCCGAAGCUGGACCCCCCAACUCCUCGAGUUGAACCUGCGGGUUUGGAAUUCACAAAUUCGGCUGAAACAAGACAAGAUUCACUGCCCCAGGCAGCGAAAACUGAUACCAAAAUGAAUCCCGAAACUUCAGGCGUCCUUUCUGUACACACAGAGUCUACAAGAAGCUCAAAAACGCCACGUCCGAUUACAAAGAAGCAGGCUUCUUCGAUAAGGUCAUUUUCAGGCGUGUCCUCAAGCUCUCGUGGUUCCAUCGAGCCCUCGGGAAAGGAAUUUGGUGAGGCUAAGAAGCGUAAAAACAUCUUUUCGUUUUUGAAAAGAAAACCUCAAAAAUCUGCGUCUUUCAUUGUCAAGAACCCUGAUCCAGGGGUCUCACUGCCGACUUCGUCAACAUUUUCCAUUCCGAAGACUGAGGAAGAUGACGGUCUUCCAGCAUCAACUCGUCUGACGAAAAAAUCGCACAGCAACGGUAGUAUUUUUAGCGCCUUCAGGAAGAACAAAAAUGGUAGCAGAGAAAGGCUGGCUGGUAAUUCAGCAUUGCCAAAGCAACGCAACGAACAAAAAUCCUCAAUUUCCAUUCACGAUGACGUCCCAAUAAAACGCGAUAUCCGAAGCCGCAAGCCGACCCCGCUGGACUUUGAACACCGUGCUCAAACUAUGCCUCACCUCGAAGACAAUGCAAUCGUUCAGGCUCCUGCUGAAAAGAAAGAGAAUAAAUUGUUAGAUGAAGGCGAGGCUCCUCAACAUAGCUCACCUGGCCUAUCAUCUAAAGAGACUCCAAUUACCCUCGCGAAAAACAUAUCAUUAAGUCCUGCUCCACAAAUACCAGAGACAGGUGGAAUCGAUUCUGGAAAAGUAGAUUUUGGAGAAGUUUUAUUCCCCAAAUCCCUCAGUGCCCAAGAGGUCGAAUCCAUUGUGUCAUUGGAAAGGUCUCGCUCGGUCAAGUCGAACAAGAGAAAUUCAAUCAAUUCGCACCGCAGAUCCUUUACUGAUCAUAUUUCAGCUAAAGUACAAAAUGGAGGAAUGUAUAUCACUGAACCAUCAGGUGUUAAACUUUCCACGCCAGAUUUAACCAAAUCACCUACGAAUAGUAUACUCAGGAACGGAACUUUUGAUAGCCUGGAGUUCUCUCCUCAAAAAAGUACUAGUCGAAGUCAGAAAGAUUCCGCACCUCAGAGCAGUUCACUCAAUCCUGAGGAUAGAGAUUUUUCCUUUACUUCAAUCGAGCAGAAGCUGAACGAUCUGACGGUAGAUAGCGACAGUGAGGACAUUUACGCUGGCAUAAAGAAAAAAACUAAUGUAUCGGGGGCAGACAGCUACGAACACGAGUUCAUGUCAGACAUCAUGGAGUUUGCCAAUAUUAUCGAUUUUGGAAAAGAUUUAGAUUUGAAUUUGGAGUUCAACUCUAAUGAUAAUGCGUACCGCUCUUUAAAUCCGACGCAAAAAUCAAAGCAUUCUUUGAACGAGAGCAACAUUCCCCAGUCGGACUCUCUCAAUCUUGGAUUACCUUCCAAAGAACAGGAUUCGAACGCCAACGAUGUCAAACUCGGGCCUUCAUUGGCCGCCUUGAGUCAACGCAGUAAAGACAGUGAUCGUUCUGUAUCCGAAUAUCUGGCAUCAGGGAUCGGGACAGCAGACAAUGAUGAGGAGGAUUUUGAAGAUGAAAACUUCAACCAGCUGGAUGAAGAUAUAACCGAAGAAGAAAUCGCAUCGCCAUGGCAAAGCCCCCUCACGCAGGGUGGCAGACCUUUAUCGUUAUCCUUCAAAGGACUGCAUGCUAAUCAACUCAACAACCUGCCCCCGAAAACUCUGAUGCAGCCCUCUGGAAGUGCUUACACAAUGACGGACUCUUUCGCGGCGUCCACGUCCACGAAAACCGUUGCAUUUUCAUCUCAUAUUAUUCUCUAUGCCACCUACACCGAAUCCGAAUACGACAGGCAUCCGGACAUCGCGACCUGCAACCAGCUUACCCCACAACUAGCGCAGAUGAUCAAGGAUGAACUGAACAGUCUCAAAUCGGAGAUGGAGGUUCACGAGGAAUCAAAAUGCUAUACACACUUUUACUGA